Molecule: messenger RNA, 1239 nt
Organism: Colletotrichum spaethianum
Lineage: Eukaryota; Fungi; Ascomycota; Sordariomycetes; Glomerellales; Glomerellaceae
Product: transcriptional regulator RFX1
Exons: 2
Coding region: 1-1239 (412 amino acids)
Molecular function (GO): protein dimerization activity
Source: RefSeq, a predicted model, not a curated record
AUGCCGCGCCCUACGUUACCGCCCACGCCGGCGUCCUCGACGGACAUAAAGGGCCAAGACGGCUCCAAGAACCUCAACUCACUACAGCUCUCCUUUGAACUGCCACCGCCUGCCAUCGUCCAAGACGCCUCAAGCAUCUCCCCCAAGGACACGCGGACGUCUCCCAACACCGAGUUUCAAGCCAUCUUGCCCUCCAAGGCCGCGCCCUACCCUGUACAGCCCAGCGAGACGGUCAAGUCCCGCCGGCGUUCGUCAGCGGCCCAAAAGGCGGCCUCGAACGAGAGCUUCGCGCUGCCGCCACCGCCGACGCGGUCUCGCAAGAUUAUCCAGAUGAAGCCCCGUGCAACGCAGGAAGAACCCGAGGAGGCCCCGGCGGCCGCUGGUGCCAAGUCGGGGGCUGCGGGUCCGGGAAAGGCCGGUGCGGCGGCGGCCGCCGCUGCCACCACGACGGCGCAGGGUAAGAAGAAGCAGCCUUCCGCGACGAGCGCAGCGGGCCGCAAGAUUGCGAGAAAGACGGCGCAUAGCUUGAUUGAGCGGCGCCGGAGGUCGAAGAUGAAUGAGGAGUUUGCUGUGUUGAAGGGCAUGAUCCCUGCCUGCACGGGGGAGAUGCACAAGCUGGCCAUCUUGCAGGCAUCAAUCGAGUACGUGAGAUACCUCGAAGACUGCGUCGCCAAGCUCAAGGCCCAACGGGACGCGUCCGAGGCCCGCUCGCCCAGCGAGUCCGGCCUGCAGACCCCCGCAGGCCGGGGCGAGUCGUGGGGCGCCAUCCCCCAGUUCGUCCCCAGAUACCAAGAAGACCCCGACGACGUUGAGAUGACCGACUCGGAAGCCCCGUCGCCAGCCUUCUCCCCUGUACAGCAACAGCUACCGCAAACGCAACACUCGCGCUCGCAGCAGCCGUCCGUGUCACCGGCCCUGCUGCCGCAGGAUGCCAGCACGAGGCACCGCCACGACUCGUACUCUUCCGUGUCGACGGACCACCCAAGACAUUACAGCUACAGCACCUCGACGACGACGUCGCCUGCCUUCGGACCGCAGACGUCCGUCGGGUACGGGCACGGUGGCGGGCUCGGGUCGGCGCUCACAAGCCCCGCGUUGGUGCCGCAAAGGGACCUGGACCAGGAGGCGACGGCUGCGUUGCUGAUGUUGAACAGCGAUCGGAGGGGCACGGUUGGGGAGGCGGGCGCUAUGAGGAGUGCCGGGAGGGGUAUGUCGGUGAGGGAUCUGCUCAGUACAUGA